Molecule: messenger RNA, 1045 nt
Organism: Oryza brachyantha (malo sina)
Lineage: Eukaryota; Viridiplantae; Streptophyta; Magnoliopsida; Poales; Poaceae
Product: MADS-box transcription factor 23-like
Exons: 8
Coding region: 70-807 (245 amino acids)
Biological process (GO): positive regulation of transcription by RNA polymerase II
Cellular component (GO): nucleus
Molecular function (GO): protein dimerization activity; RNA polymerase II cis-regulatory region sequence-specific DNA binding; DNA-binding transcription factor activity, RNA polymerase II-specific
Source: RefSeq, a predicted model, not a curated record
GCGAAUCGAUCGAUCUCCGGCUGGUCGGCGUUGAGGCGGCGCUGGUGCUGAGCUGAGCGAGUCGCCGUGAUGGUUCGAGGGAAGACGGUGAUCAGGAGGAUUGAGGACACGACGAGCCGGCAGGUGACCUUCUCCAAGAGGAGGAGCGGGCUAUUCAAGAAGGCAAAGGAGCUGGCCAUCCUCUGCGACGCCCAAGUCGGCGUCCUCGUCUUCUCAAGCACUGGUCGUCUCUAUGACUACUCCAGCUCCAGCAUGAGAGGAGUAAUAGAAAGAUACCAACAGAUUAAAGAUGGUCAGCAACUAAUGAGCGCGAGCACGGAGGCCAAGUUUUGGCAAGCGGAAGCAGAACGUCUCAGAGAAGAACUGCAUAACUUGCAAGCAAAUCAUAGGCAGCUACUAGGACAAAAUCUCUCUGGCCUCGACGUGAAUGAUCUGAAGGAUCUGGAAAACCAGCUUGGAACAAGCCUGCUAGACAUUCGUGUAAAGAAGGAUCAAAUCCUGGUUGAUCAAAUUGAAGAAUUGAAAAGGAAGGAAAGCAUCAUGCACAAUGAAAAUGUGGAACUAAAACAUGAACUCAACACGAUUCGUCAAGAGAAAGUUAAUUUGCAUAGAAAGGUGUAUGGAAAACAAGAACUAAAUGCAGGACAGAGCUCUGUCACUAUGAAUAGCACCGAUGAUGAAAAGGAAAUUCGCCUGGAACUAAGCCAACCACAAGUUGCAGGAAAUAAGCAACCCAAAGCAACGGAAUUCAGAGGCUUCGAUGAGAUUCAUGACCUGCCAAAGAUGUCUGAGAAGAGUGAUUUAUGAACAAGCUAGAGGCCAGCGGCCAGCCAUGACUGUCACGAGAAAUUACCAUUUCAAGGAUUAUCAAUAUACAUCAUACUUGUUAGCGUUGAAGUGGAAAUUCUCUAUAGAUGGUGGAUGAACAACGAUGUAUUUCGUUAGUACCAUCUGAACAACUGUGAUUUUUUUGUCGAUGCCAUUCAUUGUGGGAUUCUGUACUGAAGGACUAUUAAUAAUCAUGGUCGGUCCGGAAAAUCUCAGC